AUGGUCAAAAGGUUUCUACGAAGGUUUAGUGCCAAAACUCAACUAUUAAAUAAACCAAACUAUUCAAAAACAUUAAAUUUACCUCAAACUAAUUUUGGUCCAAAACUACCUCGUGAUGAAAGAAGGAAUCAAUUAAUACAACAAACUGGAGUUGAUUUAUAUAAUUGGCAACAAGAAAAUAAUACAUGUAAAGAACCAUUUAUACUACAUGAUGGACCACCGUAUGCAAAUGGAGAUCUACAUAUAGGACAUGCGCUUAAUAAAAUAUGUAAAGAUAUAAUCAAUAGAUUCGAAUUGAUAUAUAAUAAUAAAUUAAUAAAAUAUCAACCAGGAUGGGAUUGUCAUGGUUUACCAAUAGAAUUAAAAGUUGAAAAUCAAUUAACAAAUAAAGAAUUUAAAGAUCCUAUGGAAAUUAGAAAAGCAUGUAAAGAAUGGGCUCAACAAAUGAUUGAAAAUCAAAAAUCACAAUUUAGAGCUUUGGGGAUAAUGACAGAUUUUAAUAAACCAUAUAUUACAAUGAAUAAUGAAUAUGAAAUUAAACAAUUACAAGUGUUUAAGAAAUUGAUAGAGAAUGGAUUAUUGAGUCAACAAUUGAAACCUGUUUGGUGGGGGUGUGAGACUCAAACUGCAUUAGCUGAAGCUGAAUUAGAAUAUAAUGAUAAUCAUAAGUCUGUUGCAAUAUAUGUAAAAUUUCCAGUAGUUGGGGAAAAGAUUAAAAACUUUGUAGGAGAUAAACUCAAGGAUAAAACAGUAAAUUUAUUAAUAUGGACUAGUACACCAUGGACAAUACCUGCAAAUAAAGCAAUUUGUGUUAAUGAAGAUUUUACCUAUUCACUUAUAGAAAAAGAUAAUGAAGUUUUGGUAGUAGCUAAGUCAUUAGUUGAAAAUAUAUUAAAGUUGGAUCCUGAUUUCACUAACAUUGAUAUUGAUAUACCAGGUAGUAUUCUAAUUGGUGAACAAUAUAUUAAUCCGGCAGCUGAAGAUGAUGUCAAAAAACCAGUAUUACAUGGAGAUCAUGUUGUAGCAACUACAGGAACAGGAAUGGUUCAUACUGCGCCAGCUCAUGGACGUGAUGACUAUUUAGUUGCUAAACAUAACAACAUCAAUAUAGAAGCUUCAUUUAUUGAUAAUUUGGGAAAAUACAUAGUUGAUCAAUUACCAAAAGGAUUUCAAAAAUUAGGCCCUCUUAAAGUUAAUGAAAUUAAAACCAACAUGUUAUGCGUUGAAUUGUUAAAGCAACACGAUAUGAUUUUUCAUUUAAAUAAAAAAUUCACACAUUCUUAUCCGUAUGAUUGGAGAUCAAAAACACCAGUUAUUCAAAGAGCUACUCCUCAAUGGUUUGUGAAUGUUGAAAAAAUUAAACCAGAUGCGUUGAAAGCUUUAAAUGAAGCUAAAUUCUAUCCAAGUUCUGGUUAUAAUAGAUUAAGUUCAUUCAUUGAAAACCGCAGUGAGUGGUGUAUUUCAAGACAGAGAUGUUGGGGAGUUCCGUUACCUAUAGUAUAUAAAAAGGAAAAUGAUGAACCAAUAAUGGAUUUGGAAGUAAUUGAUUACGUUAUUAAACAAAUUGAGAAAUUAGGUACUGAUGAAUGGUUUACAAAAGAAGAAGAUGUUGGUAGAUGGUUACCAAACAACUUAAAGGGUUCAGAAUAUUAUAAAGGACAGGAUACAAUGGAUGUUUGGUUUGAUUCUGGUACUUCAUGGACAUCAUUGCGUGACAAAAUCGAAGAAUGUAAUGAAUCUACAACUCCAUUAGCUGAUGUAUAUUUGGAAGGCAGUGAUCAACAUAGAGGUUGGUUUCAAUCUUCAUUACUUAACAAGAUCAUAUAUUCUGGUGAAAAUGGAAAUACUUUUAAAUCUGUACCGCCUUUUAAAAAUGUCAUAACUCAUGGUUUCAUAACCGAUGGUAAAGGUCAAAAAAUGUCAAAAUCAAAAGGUAAUAUUUUCUCACCACAACAAGCCAUGGAAGGUAAUAAAAAACCAUUGACCCCAUAUUUGGGAACUGAUGGGUUAAGAUUAUGGGUUGCAUCCUCAAAUUAUAAACAAGAUGUUAGUUUCAACCCUGAAGUUUUAACUAGAGUUAGUGACAUUCACAAAAAAUAUAGACUUACAUUUAAAUAUUUAUUGGGUAAUUUGAAUAAUUUCCAAGGUCCAAUUGAGUACAACCAAUUAUCAAGUUUGGACGGAUUUAUUUUAAACAGUUUGUAUGAUUUACAAGAAUCAUGUGUUGAAAAUUAUAAAGAAUUUAAUUUUUCAAGAGUUGUAAGUUCAAUGAAUUCACAUGUUAAUUCAGUCCUUAGUGCAAUCUAUUUCGAUGUUUGUAAAGAUUGUUUAUACACAGAUUCAACCAACUCAAUUAGACGUAAAUCAAUUCAAACUGUUCUAAAUGAGAUUUUAAAAACAUAUAUUGGAAUAUUGGCACCAAUUCAACCAUUAUUAGUUCAAGAAGUAUGGGAUGAGUAUAAAACAAUUAGAAAAAGUGACAUUGACUCACCAUUUAAAUUACCAUGGGAGUUUUUUGAGCUUCCAGUUACAUACAAAACAGAAAUGGAUCAAUUUAAUUCAUUUUUUAAAUUAAGAGAUGAAAUUUAUAAAGAUAUAGAGUUGCUAAAACAAAACAAUUUUUUCAAAAAUAAACUAGAGUUGGAAAUUCAAUUGUCAGACCCUUCUGGUGAUUCACAAUUAUAUAAAUUUUUAAAAGAUAAUGAAUCAAUAUUAGAUGAUUUAUUUUUGGUAUCAAAAGUUUCUUUAGGAGGUGAUACAACUCAAACUUUUUUAGUGAAAGGUGAAGAAAUUGGAGUAACUAUCAAAAAAUCAGACGAUCAUAAAUGUGGACGUUGUUGGAAAUUCACAGCCAAUGAUCCAGAAUCAUUAUGUAACAAAUGUGAAACUGUUGUAAAUAGUAUGUAA
Messenger RNA from Lodderomyces jiufengensis, 2907 nucleotides. Its product is annotated as isoleucine--tRNA ligase. Gene Ontology annotation, molecular function: ATP binding; aminoacyl-tRNA deacylase activity; tRNA binding. The transcript has a single exon. Gene Ontology annotation, cellular component: cytosol. Gene Ontology annotation, biological process: isoleucyl-tRNA aminoacylation. NCBI's taxonomy places the organism in Eukaryota, Fungi, Ascomycota, Pichiomycetes, Serinales, Debaryomycetaceae. The record is from RefSeq and is a predicted model, not a curated record. Bases 1 to 2907 code for a protein of 968 amino acids.